Eubalaena glacialis (North Atlantic right whale) is the source of this 3152-nucleotide messenger RNA. It is a transcript of the gene VAC14, whose product is annotated as VAC14 component of PIKFYVE complex. The transcript is spliced from 19 exons. Gene Ontology annotation, biological process: phosphatidylinositol biosynthetic process; positive regulation of kinase activity. Bases 284 to 2680 code for a protein of 798 amino acids. The record is from RefSeq and is a predicted model, not a curated record. NCBI's taxonomy places the organism in Eukaryota, Metazoa, Chordata, Mammalia, Artiodactyla, Balaenidae. Gene Ontology annotation, cellular component: endosome membrane; PAS complex.
UCUGAGUAACAUGGCCGCUGCCCCUUGAGCCCGGCAGGUGCUGGCUGGGAGCGGGUCUCGUGAGCUGUUUGGCGGCCAGGGGCAGGUGUACGGAGACUGGGUCCAGGCCCGCGUUCCGAGGCGGCGCGCGGCGGCGGAGCGAGACAGGCGGCCCGGGGCGGCGUGGUCCAUGAGCCGGCGCCGGAGGCAGCGCGGAGCCGCAGACUCCCCUAGCCCCGGCGCGGCCCGGGCUGCCGCGGGCUGAGGAGUCGCGGGGCUCCGGGGAUCGCCCCGAGCUGCCACCAUGAACCCCGAGAAGGAUUUCGCGCCGCUCACGCCCAACAUCGUGCGCGCCCUCAAUGACAAGCUCUACGAAAAGCGGAAGGUGGCAGCACUGGAGAUCGAGAAGCUGGUCCGGGAGUUCGUGGCCCAGAACAACACCGUGCAGAUCAAGCAUGUGAUCCAGACGCUGUCUCAGGAGUUUGCCCUGUCCCAGCACCCGCACAGCCGGAAAGGAGGCCUCAUCGGCCUGGCCGCCUGCUCCAUCGCGCUGGGCAAGGACUCGGGGCUCUACCUGAAGGAGUUGAUCGAGCCAGUGCUGACCUGCUUCAAUGAUGCUGACAGCAGACUGCGCUACUACGCGUGUGAGGCCCUCUACAACAUCGUCAAGGUGGCCCGAGGCGCUGUGCUGCCCCACUUCAAUGUGCUCUUUGACGGGCUGAGCAAGUUGGCUGCUGACCCAGACCCCAAUGUGAAGAGCGGCUCUGAGCUCCUAGACCGCCUCUUAAAGGACAUCGUGACGGAGAGCAACAAGUUCGACCUGGUGGGCUUCAUCCCCUUGUUGCGGGAGAGGAUUUAUUCCAACAACCAGUACGCCCGGCAGUUCAUCAUCUCCUGGAUCCUGGUUCUGGAGUCCGUGCCAGACAUUAACCUGCUGGAUUAUUUGCCGGAGAUCCUGGAUGGACUCUUCCAGAUCCUGGGCGACAACGGCAAAGAGAUUCGGAAAAUGUGUGAGGUGGUCCUUGGAGAAUUCUUGAAGGAAAUUAAAAAGAACCCCUCCAGUGUUAAGUUUGCUGAGAUGGCCAACAUCCUGGUGAUCCACUGCCAGACCACGGACGACCUGAUCCAGCUGACAGCCAUGUGCUGGCUGCGGGAGUUCAUCCAGCUGGCCGGCCGGGUGAUGCUGCCCUACUCUUCUGGGAUCCUGACCGCUGUCUUGCCCUGCCUGGCCUAUGAUGACCGCAAGAAGAGCAUCAAGGAGGUGGCCAACGUGUGCAACCAGAGCCUGAUGAAGCUGGUCACCCCCGAGGACGACGAGCCCGACGAGCCAAAGCCAGUGGUUCAGAAGCAGGCAGAACCCAACCCUGAUGACUCCUUGGCAAAGCAGGAGGGAACAGCCAGUGGAGGGCCCGAUGGUUCUUGUGACUCCACCUUCAGUAGCGGCAUCAGUGUCUUCACUCCAGCCGGCACUGAGAGGGCCCCGGUCACCCUCCACCUCGACGGGAUUGUGCAGGUGCUGAACUGCCGCCUCAGCGACAUGGCCAUCGGGAUGAUGACCAGGAUCGCUGUCCUCAAGUGGCUCUACCACCUCUACAUCAAGACCCCCCGCAAGAUGUUCCGGCACACGGACAGCCUCUUCCCUAUCCUACUCCAGACGCUAUCAGAUGAAUCCGACGAGGUUAUUCUGAAGGAUCUGGAGGUAUUGGCAGAAAUUGCUUCCUCCCCCGCAGGCCAGAUGGAUGACCCAGGCCCCCUCGAUGGCCCUGACCUCCAGGUCAGCCACUCAGAGCUCCAGGUGCCCACCCCUGGCAGAGCUGGCCUACUGAAGACUCCUGGUACCAAAGGCUUGGAGUGUUCUCCUUCGACUCCGACCAUGAACUCCUACUUUUACAAGUUCAUGAUCAACCUUCUCAAGAGGUUCAGCAGUGAACGGAAGCUUCUGGAGGUCAGAGGCGGCUUCAUCAUCAGGCAGCUCUGCCUCCUGCUGAACGCGGAGAACAUCUUCCACUCGAUGGCGGACAUCCUGCUCCGGGAGGAGGACCUCAAGUUCGCCUCGACCAUGGUCCACACCCUCAACACCAUCCUGCUUACCUCCACUGAGCUCUUCCAGCUGCGAAACCAGCUCAAGGACCUGAAGACCCCGGAGAGCCAGAACCUGUUCUGCUGCCUAUACCGCUCCUGGUGCCACAACCCAGUCACCACGGUGUCCCUCUGCUUCCUCACCCAGAACUACCAGCAUGCCUACGACCUCAUCCAGAAGUUGUAUCCUUCACUCACUGUUCUUCCAGCCCAGCCUCUGAGGGACAGCCACCGGCGUGACCCGAGGACUGCAGGCCCCAGGCUUGCAGCAGCCCUGACCUUGGCCCUGCUGACAGGCAUCCACUCAGAUCUGCGCCUGCAGCUGCUGGACGUGAAGAACAACCCGUACCUGAUCAAGGCCCUGUACGGCCUGCUCAUGCUACUGCCCCAGAGCAGCGCCUUCCAGCUGCUCUCCCACCGGCUCCAGUGCGUGCCCAACCCCGAGCUGCUGCAGACAGGAGACGGUCUGAAGGCAGCCCCCAAGUCGCAGAAAGCAGACUCCCCGAGCAUCGACUACGCCGAGCUGCUGCAGCACUUUGAAAGGGUCCAGAAGAAGCACCUGGAAGUGAGGCACCAGCGGAGUGGGCGUGGGGAUCACCUGGACCGGAGGGUUGUCCUCUGAUAGGCCUGGCCUGGAGAAGGGCCCAAGCAGUGGUCCCAUGGAGCACUUGGGGUCUUCAGGCCCCCUCCCCACAGAGCUCGAGGACCUGCCUCAGGGGCAGGGCUGGGCCUGGCCACCAGCGCAGGGCAGGGUCGGGGGCUGGAAGCUCUGUCCACCCAAGCUCCUCUCACAGGCCCUCCAGCGCAGUCAGCUGCACUCUGGCAUUCAGACGGAGCUGGCUUCCCGCCAGGGUGAGGCCGCAGCCUCAGACGCCCCCGUUUUCUGGAAUCGGGUUCUUUCUAAUGCCCUCUUGUAAAAGAGCUUGACCUCCCCAGCGCACCAGAGCUCUGGCCUCGUGCGGAUGUGUGUGUACAUAUGUGUAUACACAUCUGUGCACAUAGGGACCAGCACAGAGGUCCAUAUGAAUGGUGCACCCUCUGCCCCAAUAAAGAAACGCAACCCGUGCCUGGCCUGCUCCUUCCCACUGAUGCCU